AUGGGUCAUGCUGCUGCUGCUGCGGACAGUGGUGGAUGGAGUCAGAAAAGCAAAGUUGAACAAACUGAUAAGCAGCAGCUUCCUAUUAUGGAGAGUGAAGACUCUGAUAGGUAUAUCAAGAUGGAAGAUGGCCCUUUAAUGAUCUUUGCGUUCCUCCCGGGACUCUACUCUGUUGCCCAAUAUGAUCUUCCUGUCUGUCUACAGAAAACUCGAAAACAUGCACCGACCGAAAGAAAAUCAAGGACAGUGCUUGAUACCUCUGAAGAAGACUCUUUAAUCAGAUUUUGCAGCAAACUUGGCAUUGAUGAUUCAAGGCCUACAUCACACAAUGAAGACUUGAAGGCCAUACUACAUGACCAAGAAGAAUGUGCCGCUAUCCUACUAGACCAUGGUGCCGAUCCAAAUGUAAUGGACAUCCAUGGCAACACUCCUCUUCACUAUGCUGUACUCGGUAAAAACACAGCAAUAGUGGAAAAGCUACUUUCCUGUAUGGCAAAUCCAGAAGCGAGAAACAAGGAUGACUUCACACCGCUUUCACUUGCCAAAUAUGAAAACAAUGAAAAAAUGGUGGAAUUUUUACUAACAAGAGAUUCGGAAGUUCAUCAGAUGGAAGGGCAUGCUCUGAAGGUGGCCUGUUACAAGGGCCAUAAAAGAGUGGUGAGUCAGUUAGCACGCAGACGUCGCCUAUUGGAUCUCUGUGAUACUGAAAAUAAAACAGCUUUAAUUCACGCCAUUCAGUAUGAGCAAGAAGAAUGUGCUGCUAUUCUACUAGAGCAUGGUGCCGAUCCAAAUGUAAUCGACAUCCAUGGCAACACUGCUCUUCACUAUGCUGUCCUUAGUGAAAACACAACUAUCGUGGAAAAGCUAGUUUCCUGUAUGGCAAAUCUGGAAGUGAGAAACAAGGAUGACUUCACACCACUUUCACUUGCCAAACAUGAAAACAAGGAAAAAAUGGUGGAAUUUUUAGUAACUAGAGGUUUGAAAGAUCAUCAGGUGGAAGGCAACCAACAAUCGACUAAUGAAAAUAAAGAAGAACGAAGUCCUAUGAAAUCUUCUGACAGUAACAAUCUUGGUAAGACUUCUGAUAGUGAAUUACUCUUGUUGGCCCUACCAUAA
Molecule: messenger RNA, 1116 nt
Organism: Myotis daubentonii (Daubenton's bat)
Lineage: Eukaryota; Metazoa; Chordata; Mammalia; Chiroptera; Vespertilionidae
Product: ankyrin repeat domain-containing protein 36C-like
Exons: 11
Coding region: 1-1116 (371 amino acids)
Source: RefSeq, a predicted model, not a curated record